AUGGAGGAAUUGAAGCUCAUGUGCCCGACCAUGCCGUCGAUCUCUGAUAUCACCCCCAAGGUGCAGCAGAUGCUGAAGUUCCCCAAGAAGCUGUUCGAGCGCAGCAGUGGCAAGGCCUUCCUCAGGCUCACCAAGGCCAUCGUCCUGCUCACCACCGCCUAUGCGUUCCUUACCGUCAUGCCGUGGUAUCUCCUGCCACUCGGCUGGAUCAUCACAGGCACCUGCUUCGCCAGUUUGCUGGCGGUGGGUUAUGCCUGCGGUACCGACACGUUCUUCAACAACACCGUCAUCAACCACAUUGUUGGCCAGAUCUGCCUGAUUCCCCUCAUGCUCCCCUUCGAGGCCUGGCGCGAGGAGCUCACGCAGCAGAAGGAGACCGUGUGCGCCAAGGUGCAGAACUACCUGUCCUCGUUCUGGCAGGGCAUCACCGCGCACAUCGAGGCCCUCUUCUCCCUCAAGAGCAAGCGUGUGCUGGGCAACCUGGUGGUCCUCUACCUGGUGGCCGGUAUCUUCUUCCCGCUGGUCAUCUAUUUCACCGGCGUGUGGGGCCUGUUCAAGUACUACAUCAUGCCCAUCGUGGUGUACCACUUCUGGGCCUCCUCGUUCCUGAAGACCUCGUCCCUCCUCAAGCUCCUCUCCAACAUCGAGAAGAGCGACCUCGUGACUCUUGCCCACUACAAGUACCCCAAGUGGGUCGAGUUCCUCUCGUGCGAGCUCAACUAUGCCGUGUCCUCGCUGCACCAGUUCACCACCUCGCUCAACGUCGAUCUCCCGGCCGAAGAGGAGGAGACGACCGAGAGCAAGGACAACCUGAAGAAGGAGAGGAGGGUCAAGCAGGCCAACCCCAUGAUCCCCAUCUACAACCUCAAGGAGGCGUUCAAGUUCCUCAAGGAGUCGACCGCGGAGUCCAUCUCCGUCCGCCUGGAGGAGGUCGACUUCUUCGCGCUGCUCAAGUCGCGCACCGGUGAGCUCGUCAGCAAGGGCCUGAUCAAGGACGCCACCCAGGCCCGCGACGUCAUCGCCGACAUGCUCAAGGAGGUCAACUGGAUCACCGCCAUCUUCCUGGCCGUCACCCCGGUCCUCGGUGCCGUGGGCCUCAUCUACUGCCAGUACUACUGGCAGACGUGGGUGCUGUUCUUCUUCCACUACCUCACCGGAGGCAUCGGCAUCACCGCCGGCUACCAUCGCCUGUUCUCUCACCGCGCCUACUCGGCCCACCCCAUCUUCAAGUACACCCUCCUGUUCUUCGCCACCGGCUGCUUCCAGAUGUCGUGCCUGGAGUGGUGCAACGACCACAGGGCCCACCACAGGUACACCGACACGGACAAGGAUCCCUACACGAUCAAGAAGGGCUUCUGGUACGCCCACCUGGGCUGGCUGCUCUGGCAGAGGGAGCCUCCGAAGUCGGACAUCCGCGACCUGCAGCGCGACCCCGUCAUGCGCUUCCAGGACGAGUACUACGCGCCCCUGGCCCUGUUCCAGGGUCUGAUCCUGCCCACCGCGAUUGCCGGCAUGUUCUGGGGUGACUGGAUGGGCGGCUUCCUCAUCGCCGGCGUGCUGUCGCGCGUGUUGGUGCACCACGCCACGUUCUGCGUGAACAGCGUUGCCCACUACUUUGGUUCGUUCACCUACUCUGACCAGCGCACCCCGAGGGACUCGUGGCUGGUGGGUCUCAUCACCUUCGGCGAGGGCUACCACAACUUCCACCACGAGUUCCCCUACGACUACCGCAACGGCGCCGAGUACCACUCGUUCGACCCCACCAAGUGGCUCAUCUGGGCUCUCUCGUACGUGGGCGGCACCUACCACCUCAUGCGCUUCGACAAGGAGACCAUCGAGAAGGGCAAGCUCCAGAUGCUCGAGAAGGAGGUCAUCCGCCGCCGCGAGCUACUGCACUGGGGUCCGCAGCCCGACACCCUCCCCGAGUACACCAUGGAGAAGGUCCAGGAGGAGUUCUCCAAGGGCGAGCAGCUCAUCGUCGUGGACGGCUUCGUGCACGACGUGCGGGGCUUCAUCGACGAGCACCCCGCCGGCUCCGCCAUCGUCAAGCCUUACCUGGGCAAGGACGCGUCGGCUGCGUUCAACGGCCUGGUGUACAACCACUCGAACGCUGCGCGCAACAUCAUCGACACCCUGCGCAUCGGCAGGCUGGUGGAGAAGGAGAAGAGCGAGUAA
Messenger RNA from Acanthamoeba castellanii str. Neff, 2175 nucleotides. RefSeq names its product cytochrome b5 domain containing protein. The record is from RefSeq and is a predicted model, not a curated record. The transcript is spliced from 12 exons. Gene Ontology annotation, cellular component: endoplasmic reticulum membrane. Gene Ontology annotation, biological process: unsaturated fatty acid biosynthetic process. Bases 1 to 2175 code for a protein of 724 amino acids. Lineage: Eukaryota; Discosea; Longamoebia; Acanthamoebidae. Gene Ontology annotation, molecular function: iron ion binding; heme binding; stearoyl-CoA 9-desaturase activity.